AUGAGUACCCACAACCCAAACCAGCUGGCCACACCGCCACCGUCUCCGCUUCCCACUCCACCUCCUUAUUCUCAAUCUCACGACAAGCAGCUCUUCAUAGUCUCCGGUUUGGCCCUCCUAGUCAUAAUCAGCAGCAUCUGCAUGAUAUGCAUCACCGGCCGUACGAGCAACAAUAAUCAUCGCCACCAAAACAACGCCGCCGACGCGCCAACGCGACACGACUGUGGACGUUAUGAUGAUAAGGAACAGAUCAUCACGACGACCGUCACCGUGACGGCGGAGGAGGAGGAGGAGGAGUGCGCGGUGUGCCUGGAGGGAAUGAAGGAAGGAGAUGAGUGUGGAGUGGUGAAGCGGUGCGAGCACAUGUAUCACAAGCCCUGCAUCGACCGCUGGCUUCUCCACAGCGACCGCUGCCCUCUCUGCCGACUCCACAUCUGGACUGCUCCUCACCCUCAUCAUCAUCGCCUUAUUCAUCCCGCCACUACUCCUCAGCUACAUGUGGUAUAG
Molecule: messenger RNA, 507 nt
Organism: Linum trigynum
Lineage: Eukaryota; Viridiplantae; Streptophyta; Magnoliopsida; Malpighiales; Linaceae
Source: the annotation of a GenBank genome assembly